AUGUCAUCAGAAACAGAACUAUUUCGGGAUAUUUUACCUUCAAAAACAGGCUUCUAUGAUAAAUUCGAUGUGGGCAUAAAAAAAUGUGGAGAUGGUUGCACAGAUAAUGUAAGCGGGACUCUAAAUUCAAUUACUAAUGAAGGUCGCAGGGAUAAAAUUAAGAAUGCAUGGUACUAUGUUAACUACAUGUAUAAAGACAGGGACAAUGCGAAGACUACUGCCCCUUGCUAUUUCCUAUAUUUCUGGAUAGGAAACAAAUUAUCUGAGCUCCCUGCGGAAGCCAAUUUCAAGGGUAUCCUAUUUACUAUCUGUUCAUUAAUAAAAGAUAUAUAUGGGAACCCAGAAUGUAAAGAUAUAUGCGCUAAUAUUGACGAAGUCACUUUCAAAAAUAGAAAAAUCCUAUUCGAUUUCUGGUACGACCAUCCUACUGUACUAACACUGUUAGAGCAUAGUGGGCCUAAGGGUAUUACGAAAUGUCAAAGUUACCUGCAGGACGUAAGUAUAGCAUAUGAAGCCGUAAAGGUAAGUUGUACGAACGGGGGAUCAUAUGAUUACUGUAAAAAAUUUUGGAAUAAUCAUAAGUCAGGCAUUGAAGAGAAACUAUCAAAAUUGAAAUCUGAAUUAAAAUCAUUACAAGACAGUAUAGCGCACGAAGCACAAACAGCACAAUCCAAACUAGAAGAUGCUGUACGUUCCGCCACCACCACCUCUUCAAUCACUUCCAUCUUUGGCACUUUAGCAACAAUAGGUACCCCUUUUUUAUUAUACAAAGUAAGAAUCCAAAACUUAAUAUUAAAAACCCCUUUCCCUAUAAAUCUUUCUUCCGUUCAGUAUAAACCAUGGUCUUCCUUGUUUGGUAAACAUUCUGGAAAUGGAAGAAAAAACACAAGAAAAAAAAGAACAAUUGGGCGGAACUUUGGUUCGUCCAUAGAAGACACCUUAACAGAAUAUUCCACAGAUUAUUCAACAAUAGAUGGAACAGUAAGCUCUGCUGCACACGCGAGACCAUCUACCACAGGAGCGUCUGCCAAAGGAAGGGCAGGAGGAAAUAAUGAACGGGGUCACCGGAACAAUAUAGGUUACCAAAACAUGUAA
This is a messenger RNA of Plasmodium coatneyi, 1095 nucleotides long. Its product is annotated as KIR protein. The transcript is spliced from 3 exons. The record is from RefSeq and is a predicted model, not a curated record. Lineage: Eukaryota; Apicomplexa; Aconoidasida; Haemosporida; Plasmodiidae. Bases 1 to 1095 code for a protein of 364 amino acids.